This is a messenger RNA of Cryptomeria japonica (Japanese cedar), 1416 nucleotides long. Its product is annotated as probable LRR receptor-like serine/threonine-protein kinase At1g05700. The transcript has 4 exons. NCBI's taxonomy places the organism in Eukaryota, Viridiplantae, Streptophyta, Pinopsida, Cupressales, Cupressaceae. The coding region runs from base 1 to 1416 and encodes 471 amino acids. The record is from RefSeq and is a predicted model, not a curated record.
AUGGUGAUAGAUGUGACUAGAGACAUGCUGAUUAGAAAGCUUGCUGCCUUUGAGUUGAGUGAAUUCGGUGAAUCCAUUCCUAAGUUAGAAUCUACAUUUAAAGCUAUUAUUUCUAGGAAGCAAAAAUAUAAUCGGAGAGAAAUUUAUACAAGGGUGUCCAGUUAUGUGAAGGAGAUGAGAGAGCUUGAAGAGCUUGAAGCCCUGAUUACCAGAAGGUUGCCUAAAGGAGCUGGAUUCAUUAGCCUCGACUGCGGAGGCACCGAAAACUACACAGAUGAUGCUGGAAUACAAUGGAUGCCAGAUGACCCUUACAUCAAUUCUGGACAGAAAUUUAAUCUUUCAAAUACUGCUGUUGGAGGAGAAGGAUCUAGGCAAUUGACCAGCCUUAGAAGAUUUCCCGAGAAAAGGAAAAGUUGUUACCAGUUAACGCCAGUGCAGAUUGGAACAAAAUAUCUUCUCCGCGGAACAUUCUUUUAUGGGAACCAUGACAAUCUCAGCUCACCUCCAAAGUUUGAUCUCCUUUUGGACGCCGACGUUUGGGACAGAUUGCCAUUUAGUGAUCCAAAAGAAUUAGUUGUUCAGAGAGAAAUCAUUUUCAUGGCAAAGUUCGAUCCAACUAAUGUCUGCCUUGCCCGAAAUAAUCUGAGUAUUGGAUCACCCAUCAUUUCUUCUUUGGAACUGCGACCUCUCAAUCAUAACAUGUAUUGGCCUGUCAACAGAGAUUUUUCACUAUUGAGGAUAGUGCACAGAAACUAUGCACCUCAAGGUUCUAGCGACCUCAGGUACCCGGAUGACCAAUUUGAUAGACUUUGGUAUCCAGCUUCACUACACCUUCCACCUAUCACAACCAGUAUGGAAGUAUCUAUGGGAGUGGCUUAUGACCAACCUCCAUCUCUUGUCAUGCAAGGAGCAGUAAGAAGCAACCUCAACUCCCCCUCUGUGAUAGAUAUACCUUUCAAGUUGAAUGCGCGUAAUGGAUACCUUUAUAUUUCUGCGUAUUUCGCUGAGUUAGAAGCUGAUUUGAAUGCAACAAGGCUUCGAGAAUUUGACUUCUUUCUAGAUGAUAAAAAGCUUAAUAGUGAUCCCAUUCAGCCCAAAUAUCUGCAAUCAUCAAAUGUAUCUGUCCUCGUACGAUAUGGCAUUACUAAUGGUAUAGCAUUUCGCUUCCAAGCAACAAAUCGUUCUACUUUGCCUCCAAUAGCAAAUGCUCUUGAAUGGUAUCUUCAAAGUUCUCAAAAUCAACAAGGAACAUUCACUAAAGAUGUUUCCCCUGCUUCCAAACGUGCUUUCUGGUCGGACCUAGAUGGGAUGAUUUCUCAGUAUCUGGAUCAAAAUAUUCUCAUAAGAGGGGACUUUAAUGCCAUUAGAAGUUCAAAGGAUAAAAGUGGUGGCAUUUCGAGACUUGUUAGAUCUUAA